Danio rerio (zebrafish) is the source of this 1864-nucleotide messenger RNA. NCBI's taxonomy places the organism in Eukaryota, Metazoa, Chordata, Actinopteri, Cypriniformes, Danionidae. The record is from RefSeq and is a predicted model, not a curated record.
GUUUUUUUCUUAUUAGCUAUCAUUAAUACCUUUAAAAGCACAAGAAAAAAAACACCAGAAUUAUAGAAAAUAUGACUAUAUUAAACGUGAGGUCAGCAUUUUUUUCAUCAUUAGACAGACUACAAACUACAUCAGACCUGCAAAAAUCUUUCUUCCACAUCAAUAGAUGGCGAUGCUGACGAUGUUUGCUGUAACUGUUCUUCUUUGCCGAGCCGAAGAAGUGACAUGAUGACAGCCGUAAGCGAUGUUGCUGUUUCUAAAAUACAAUAAUGAUUUGUUUUUUAUGGCAAAAUUAUUCGGCAUUUAUUGCGAAUAACAAAAGCGUUUUUUUGGAAUACAUUUAUUUUUCGUAGUUCUUCGUCGCUUGCAUCUUUUACACACCGUGUAAUGUUUAUCUUUUAUUUGCGUUAGGACUCAAAGUCUUUGGGAUUAGCAAGUUUACGUUUCUGGUCAAGUUGUCUAAGCUAACAUGUCCAGACACAAGUCGAAAAAGCUCAUCAUUGAAGAUGAUGAGCCAAAGCAAGAUGAGCUGAAUCCAUUUUCGUUCAAGGAGUUUAUCCGAAACAAAAACCAGCCGUCAUGUUCCACAGAAGCCACAGAGCCUCCUGAAAGUGAACCCGACGAGACAUGGAUUGAAAGCCACCAACGGUCAGCCAUUGAAGGUUCUCCUGACUUUGAACUAUGUGGGGCAUCAGACAUCAGUGCUUACUCUGAGCAGUCAUCUCUGUGCAGUGAUGAGAGAGAAGCGGCUGAAUGGGAACUGGGUCAGUCUGACUUCCUGCCAAAAAAGCACUUAUCCAGAAUCAGCACUGGAAGCUAUGAGGGGGAUGAAGAGACUUCAGUGAUUGAUAUUUCCUUCCAUCAUAAGAGAGGCAAUGCUGAAAAUGGCACAAAGAAUCUCCAGCAGCUCAGAGAAGAAAAUUCCCUUCUCAGAAAGCAAGUCAAAGAGCUAGUUAGAAUGUCGGAAACUGACUCUAGAAGGAUUAAACAACUCACAGAUGAGAUGCACAAUAAGAAGUUACAGGAAGAGAAAGAGGCAAAUGAUUUGGAAGCAAUGGUGCAGUCGGUAGAACAAAAUCUUCAGCUAAUGACGAAGCGGGCAGUAAAGGCUGAAAAUAAUAUUUCAAAAUUGAAACAAGAGAUGCUAAAACUCCAGGGCCAGCUUGAAGACUAUAAAAGUGAAAACGAAAGGCUGAGACUUGGAGAAACGGCAGCCUUAGCCACAAUGAGACACAAUGCGCAAGUGGCCUCUGAAUACCUCAACAAAGCAGCUCAAGAUGCAGAGAUCUCCAUCAAGCAGUUGCUGACUGGAAGAGAGACUUUCUGUUUAGUGUCUCAGUUAUUGUCAUCCAUUGACAAGAUCACUGAGAUUCAUGACUGAUGUGAAAAGUUUCCCCAACAUGCAAACAUCAUGUUUUUUUACACUAUAGAAUCACUGUACUGUGGUAUUCCACUAUUUGUUUCAUUCAUCUUCAUUGAUAUCAUGUUUAGAUAUUAUGAUUUUAUGACCAAAUUAAGCUCUAUAUUAUGAGCUUAAUCACACAGAUACUUCAGUAUGUCAAAUAGUGCCUUGAAUUCUGUCAUGAAAAUCAAAAGAUUUAUGAUAAAUGAUUUUUCAAAAACUUUUUGCACUUUUGUCUAAACAGUGAGUGAAGUUAAUCCUUUCUUUAGAUCUUUCUUUACACAUUAUUUGGAAGAUUUUGUUGAGUUUGAUGUAUGUAACACAUUUUUUAUAUUUUAUUUCUGCGUUGUUAAGUAAAAUCUUUGUUUAUUUUAAACAAAUUUAACUAAUCAACACUUGAUAAAGUGCCUUAUAUUGAUGAUGCCCUUCUCUUUAUUGACCCAAUAAAGAUGUUUGUUUUAA